AUGGCCACGUCGACGGAGCAGAUGCCGCUACGGGAAAUCGUCGAGGAGGCGGGUUUUACCCUCAUCCUUGGCGCCAUUGGAGCCUCCGCCUUCUACUUCCUCAAGGGCCUCCGCAACUCCAAAGGCCGCCGCCUCGCCGGCGGCGCCCAGGCGGUCCUCACGAACGCGCCCCACAUCGGCCAUUGGGCGGCCUGGCUUGCCGCCGUGGAAGCCAUUCACUGCGCCAUGAAUCACGCGAACCAGGAGGAGGACCCCAUCAACGCGCUCAUCGCCUGGGGCGGCGCCAACGCCCUCUGCUCCAUGCGCCGGGGGCCACUCGCGGCCGUCCUCUCAGGGCUCAAGGGUGCGGCCUUCGGUGGGGUCCUGGGGAUCGCUAUGUACAGCCUCAAACACUUCAUGGCCGAGGACUGA
Messenger RNA from Aegilops tauschii subsp. strangulata, 411 nucleotides. RefSeq names its product mitochondrial import inner membrane translocase subunit TIM17-2-like. Gene Ontology annotation, molecular function: transmembrane protein transporter activity. NCBI's taxonomy places the organism in Eukaryota, Viridiplantae, Streptophyta, Magnoliopsida, Poales, Poaceae. The record is from RefSeq and is a predicted model, not a curated record. Gene Ontology annotation, biological process: protein import into mitochondrial matrix. Gene Ontology annotation, cellular component: TIM23 mitochondrial import inner membrane translocase complex.